AUGGCUUUCUACAAAGUGAUGUGUUUGGCUGCUGGGCUGAUGCUCCUGACCCAAGAGUCUGAGUCACAGCUGGAUGCUUCAGCUUGUGGUCAGGCGGCUCUGAACACCAGGAUUGUAGGAGGACAGGUGGCCCCUGUUGGCAGCUGGCCCUGGCAGGUCAGUCUGCAAACAAAUGGUUUCCACUUCUGUGGAGGAUCCCUCAUUAACAGUCAGUGGGUGCUGACUGCUGCUCACUGCUUUCAAACCAGUACUCCAACCGGUCUGACUGUGAAUCUGGGCCUUCAGAGUCUACAGGGAUCUAAUCCCAAUGCAGUGUCUCUGACAGUAACACAGAUCAUCAAACAUCCAAACUACAACUCUGGUACCAACGACAACGACAUCUGCCUCCUGCAGCUCUCCUCACCGGUGACUUUCAGCAGCUACAUUUCUCCCGUCUGCCUGGCAGCUUCAGACAGCACCUUCUACAGCGGCGUUAACAGCUGGGUCACCGGCUGGGGCAAUAUAGGAAGUGGAGUGCCCCUUCCUUCUCCACAAAACCUGAUGGAGGUGCAGGUUCCUGUUGUGGGAAACAGGCAGUGUAACUGUGACUAUGGAGUGGGAUCAAUAACUGACAACAUGAUCUGUGCCGGGUUAAGUGCAGGAGGAAAGGACUCCUGUCAGGGGGAUUCAGGAGGUCCAAUGGUGAGCAAGCAGAAUGGUCGCUGGAUUCAGGCAGGAAUCGUCAGUUUUGGGGAAGGUUGUGCUGAGCAGAAUUUUCCAGGAGUCUACACCAGCGUAUCCCAGUACCAGGCCUGGAUCAACAGCCAGAUCUCCUCUAAACAGCCGGGCUUCAUGACGUUCACGUCCACUGGGACCAACAGUGACCUCAGUGUUACCUGCACAGGACUGCUACCAGUGCCAACCACCACCACCAUAACUACAAACACCACACUUCCAACAACCACCUACCGAAAUGUAAUAUUGCCCGCAAUCUCUAUUUGUGGUCAGCCAAAGCUCAACACCAGGAUUGUAGGAGGACAGGAAGCUUCUCCUGGCAGCUGGCCCUGGCAGGUCAGUCUGCUAAAAUCUGGGAAGCACGCAUGUGGAGGAUCCCUCAUUAACAGUCAGUGGGUGCUGACUGCUGCUCACUGCUGUCGAAGCUUUACUGUAAGCAGUCUGACUGUGAAUCUGGGCCUUCAGAGUCUACAGGGAUCUAACCCUAAUGCAGUGUCUCGGACAGUAACACAGAUCAUCACACAUCCAAACUACAACUCCAUUACCUACGACAGCGACAUCUGCCUCCUGCAGCUCUCCUCGUCUGUGACUUUCAGCAGCUACAUUUCUCCCGUCUGCCUGGCAGCUUCAAACAGCACCUUCUACAGCGGUGUUAACAGCUGGGUCACCGGCUGGGGCAGUACUGGAGAAACAGUGUCCCUUCCUUCACCCAACCUGAUGGAGGUGCAGGUUCCCGUGGUGGGAAACAGGCAGUGUAACUGUGACUAUGGAGUGGGAACAAUCACUGACAACAUGAUCUGUGCCGGGUUAAGUGCAGGAGGAAAGGACUCCUGUCAGGGGGAUUCAGGAGGUCCAAUGGUGAGCAAGCAGAACGGUCGCUGGAUUCAGGCGGGAAUCGUCAGUUUUGGAACAGGUUGUGCCAGACCGAAUCUUCCAGGAGUCUACGCCAGAGUAUCCCAGUACCAGACCUGGAUCAACAGCCAGAUCUCCUCCAACCAGCCGGGCUUCAUGACGUUCACGUCCACUGGGACCAACAGUGACCUCAAUGUCUCCUGCACAGGACUGCCACCAGUGCCAACCACCACACCUACUACCACCACCACCCCUACAACCACCACCCCUACAACCACAACCCCAGUGGUCUGUGGACAAGCACCGAGGAGUUCUCACAUUUUGGGGGGAACUUCAGUGGCGACAGCCGGUUCAUGGCCAUGGAUGGCAAGCUUACAGAAAAAUGGAAGUCACGUGUGCGGUGGGACUCUGGUGGCCUUGGACUCUGUGCUGAGCAACGCCGACUGUUUCUCAAGCUCCCCUGUAGCGUCCGAGUGGACUGUCGUGUUGGGGCGUCUGAAGCUAAAUGGAUCCAACCCCUUUGAGGUGAUGCUGAAUGUGACAAAUAUCACUCUGAGCAACACGACCGGGACCAACAUAGCCAUCCUCCAUCUAUCUGCCCAGCCCAUCCUGACCGACUACAUCCAGCCCAUCUGCUUGGACAACGGGAGAACCUUCGCCGAGGGCUUGGCGUGCUGGGCGGCCGGUUGGAGUCCUGGAACAGGAGGAGCUGAAGAAGUUAUGCAGCAGUUUCAGACCUCGGUGGUAAACUGUGGGAACUCAUCAUCGAGUGGGAGCAUCUGUACAGACGUGUUUGCACUGCAGCAGGGUGAUUCUGGCGGCCCGCUGAUGUGUAAGCAGGGCGGCUCUUGGUUCCAGCCGGUCGUGUUAACAGCUCCAAGCCCCUCUGCCAGGAGGAGACGAGAAGCUCCAGUUAUGACCUUCACCAGAGUGAGCUCCUUUGACUCCUUCCUGACGAAGACGCUGGGGACACUCUUGUCUCCGGCCUCCAACACCACCACCAACACCACCACUACCAGCAGUACCUACACCACCACCAACACGGCCACCACGACUGACUCAAAUAGUGUGUUUGACAGCAGCGAGGGUCGUCCUGCUCACUCCUUCGUCUUUGUCUUCGUCCAUCUCCUCAGCCUCGCCUUUUGUCUCCAACUCUGCCUUUAG
Molecule: messenger RNA, 2730 nt
Organism: Pelmatolapia mariae (spotted tilapia)
Lineage: Eukaryota; Metazoa; Chordata; Actinopteri; Cichliformes; Cichlidae
Product: transmembrane protease serine 9-like
Exons: 15
Coding region: 1-2730 (909 amino acids)
Biological process (GO): proteolysis
Molecular function (GO): serine-type endopeptidase activity
Source: RefSeq, a predicted model, not a curated record